UAAUAGAAAAAUUAUUGUUGCAAGGUUUUUAACCUUACUUUUUUGUAAUUUUAUUAAUUUAAUUCAUUUGAUUUGAUCAUAUUUUGAUCAAGGGACGAUUUUUUAUUUACUGCUUACGUAGUUAUAUAUUAAGUUUAUUAAGUGUAUUUAUUAGCAGUCAUUUUGACGGUCCUCAUGAAUUCCGACCCAGGAAUAUUAUGCUUUCUGCAUUGCAGUUCUAAGUCAGUGUUUUGUAAAAAAGUACCAGAAAAAUGUCCUAUUUGCCAAGAAUUUCUAUCUACUUUUAUGUUGGAGCCAUUUCGUUUGCCUUAUCCAUUUGUUAAUGCUGCAGAUAAUCCAAAUACUAUUAUUAUCAUGCCGUCCCAAGGAGAUUUUCUGAAUAACUAUAAUGCUAGUAAUGAUUUACAUAUAGGUAUAGUUAAUUCCAAUGGAACUAUUUUUGAAUAUGAUAAAAAUGGACUUGUAAUUGAUGAUAAUUUGAAAUGGCAAUGCUGCUUAGCAUUUAAAAUAAUUUCAGAAUCAUGGGAAUCGCAUUGGGAUAAUGCUAUAGACAUAAUAUCCAAGGAUUCAAAAUGGAGCGUUACAAACUACAAUGAAAAUACUAAUAACUGUUUUAGCUUUGUUAUUGCAUUUUUGAAAAAAUUAGUCUAUAAGGAUUUUGAAUUUACAAAUAAGGAGGAUAUCUGUAAAAUGCUAAUACUACCAAAGAUUCAGGAUGCACUGAGAUACAUUUCUUUUUACAGGAAAUUAAAAGAGAGUGAUUAUUAUAUUCCAUAA
Molecule: messenger RNA, 777 nt
Organism: Cephus cinctus (wheat stem sawfly)
Lineage: Eukaryota; Metazoa; Arthropoda; Insecta; Hymenoptera; Cephidae
Product: MKRN2 opposite strand protein
Exons: 1
Coding region: 175-777 (200 amino acids)
Source: RefSeq, a predicted model, not a curated record